Molecule: messenger RNA, 765 nt
Organism: Talaromyces proteolyticus
Lineage: Eukaryota; Fungi; Ascomycota; Eurotiomycetes; Eurotiales; Trichocomaceae
Exons: 1
Coding region: 63-431 (122 amino acids)
Source: RefSeq, a predicted model, not a curated record
CCUACAUACGAGUGUAUCUCCUUCCUAUUUAGCGCCGCUAGCCAUUAGGAGGAAAAAGAACCAUGUCCCAACCUGCACUGAUAACCACAACGCACGACACGAACGGCCUGUCUGUCUUCCGCGAUAGCCCAUCGUUCAAGGCCAUCACCCCGCGCGUUGGCAUGCUUUAUAGCACUGCUGCAAACCAGCCCGUUAUAUUAGCCGGUGAUAAUGACCUGUUUGCGCAUGAGGCGCGACACAAUAAACCAAUCCCCACCGAAGGCAGUGUUGUUCUGAUCGCCGAAUGGCCCCCAGGCGCCGAGUCUCCAAUGCACAGGACGUUAAGUGUUGACGUUGGCGUGAUGACUGCAGGAGAGAGUAUGAUCAAAAUCUAUCGUGUCUUCAUUCGCUAUUAUUUUGCAUGUUGUAUUAUAUGUAUAUCACCUUGCUAACGACUUCCGCAAUAGUUGAGCUGGUAUUGGACAGUGGCGAGUCGCGCAUCUUGAAGCAAGGUGAUGUCAUGUUGCACCGCGGAACGAAGCAUGGGUGGAAGAAUCGCAGCGAUACUGAGAUAGCUCGCAUGAUAUGCUUCGUCCUACCUUCAGAGCCGAUUCCAGGCGCGAACGCGUAACUAGUGAAGCAUGCUACAAGUGGAGAUUAUUAAGAACCGGAAUUCAAGUAGCCUGACUGAUAAUAGAUACGUAGCUGCUUAACAAAGGAAAUUCCUAGUCAGAAUAAUUCCAUCUAUAUCAAUUAAUCCAUUGAGACAUAUAUAUAAUGUGGCUG